This is a messenger RNA of Cottoperca gobio, 2142 nucleotides long. RefSeq names its product aldo-keto reductase family 1 member B1-like. Gene Ontology annotation, molecular function: oxidoreductase activity. The record is from RefSeq and is a predicted model, not a curated record. The transcript has 10 exons. Bases 313 to 1260 code for a protein of 315 amino acids. NCBI's taxonomy places the organism in Eukaryota, Metazoa, Chordata, Actinopteri, Perciformes, Bovichtidae.
UGCUUUUUGUUAUUUUGUAAAGCUUUUUGGAAUAAAGCACUCUUUUUGUCUCCUCGUCUGCCGUCUUGCAUUUGGGUCCUCACCAGUGCAGAUGAAAAUGUCAAUAAUAUCAAUUGGUGCUGCCUAAUCCAACAGAUUUGCAUGAGUUUGGCUGUUUCACGCUGUGGCCUCGCGCCAGUGAAUGACAGGCAUCAGUAAUCGAUCGACGAUGCGCGCGUUCUGCUCGAGCCGCGCUAAAGAUCCUCCAUCUGCAUUCGCUUUCUCUACUCUACUGUUUCAGCUGCAUUCAGGGUCUGCUCGUCUAUUGAAGAAAUGGCAACAACAGUGAAACUGAACACCGGUGCGAAAAUGCCCAUUGUGGGACUGGGGACAUGGAAGUCUCCCCCCGGCAAGGUCACAGAGGCAGUGAAAGCAGCCAUCUCAGCGGGAUACAGGCACAUUGAUGGAGCGUACAUCUACCAGAACGAGGCAGAAGUGGGAGAGGGUGUUCAGGCCAUGAUCAAGGAUGGCGUUGUCAAGCGAGAGGAUCUUUUCAUUGUUAGCAAGCUGUGGUGCACUUUCCAUGAGAAGUCCCUGGUGAGGCAGGGCUGCGAGAAGACGCUCGGUGAUCUUAAACUGGACUACCUGGAUCUCUAUCUCGUGCACUGGCCCAUGGGAUUCAAGGCUGGCAGUGAGCUUUUUCCCUUGGACAGCGCAGGACAGACUAUCAGUGAUAACACUGACUUCCUGGAGACGUGGGAGGGGAUGGAGGAGCUAAUGGAUGCUGGUUUGGUGAAAGCUAUCGGUGUGUCCAACUUCAACAAGGCGCAGAUUGAAGCCAUUCUCAACAAGCCAGGCCUCAAACACAAGCCCGCCAUCAACCAGGUGGAGUGCCACCCGUACCAGACCCAGGAGAAGCUGAUCACCUACUGCCACUCUCAGGGCAUCUCAGUGACCGCCUACAGCCCCCUGGGCUCCCCUGACAGACCCUGGGCUACACCUGAAGACCCCUCACUGCUGGAAGACCCCAAGAUUAAAGCCAUUGCUGCGAAGCACAGCAAGACGCCUGCUCAGGUCCUGAUCCGCUUCCACGUCCAGAGGAACGUGAUCGUGAUCCCCAAGUCGAUCACACCUCAGCGCAUUCAGGAGAAUUUCCAGGUGUUUGACUUUGAACUAACCGAGGAGGAAAUGAAGACUAUAGUCGGGUUUAACAGGAGCUGGAGAGCCUGUCCCAUGCAAUUCUUGAAGCACAAGGACUAUCCGUUCAACGCUGAAUACUGAUCUCCCACAGGUGUUCAGAGGGUGCUGGAGUGUCUUCCCUCUGGGCGGCUCGCUUUACUGUUCUUUUAGAGCAGUUUGCAAAGUUAGUGUGGCCUUGGAUAAAUAUUUAGAUUUCAUGUUCCAUUUCUUAGAAGCAACUUUAGUUUUCUGUGUUUUCUCCAUGACAACCAGCAAUCAGCUUAAUGCACACUCCUAAAACGUGUUUAUGUCCAAUUUAUGAUGCUCAUUCAAUGCAAAUUAGGGCCAUGAGGAGCACGAGAAAAAGAGUAUUGGUAUCCUUUCCUUACAUGGUCAUUUUCUGUUAUGUAACUUUAAAUUACAGAAGAACCUAAAUGUGUGCCAUAGUAGAGAUUAUGUAUUUUUAAAUUGAGUAACGGCUCUGAUUUAGGGAUUAACAAUUUACAAAAUCCUGGUAAGUGAUUUAUUUGUAGUGUGUAUGAUGUUUGUAGUAGCACUUGACAAAACUACCUACAGUAAAUAAGUCAUAGAAAGACGAAAAGAUAAAGUCUGUGUUUAAAUCAAAACAUGUUAUUCAUAGCACUAAUGUGAUCAUACUUCAAAACACUAAUCAUGUAACGAAACCUAUUUAUCUUCCAUAUUAACAAGUUUAUUUUUUCUACUUGCGCGGAGGCGUUAGUGCCUUUGCAUAUAAGUUUGAAAAGAAAAAUUAAAAGGACUGUUACCUCUGUGAAAUGCAGAACAUGAGACCUCGACUUGUCGUGACUAAGUACUUCCCACUAUCACCUGUGAGUCAUACAUGGCACUUUUGUAUCAUGUGUGUUAAUGCUGUUACAAAACUCUUUCACUUCCCGCGUCAGCAGCUUUUGUUAAGCAUCGAAAUGAAGUUCUGUGGGAGGAAAUAAAAUGAGUUGGUGCAAAGUU